Messenger RNA from Thamnophis elegans (Western terrestrial garter snake), 12132 nucleotides. RefSeq names its product laminin subunit alpha 3 (gene LAMA3). Gene Ontology annotation, molecular function: signaling receptor binding. Gene Ontology annotation, cellular component: basement membrane. Gene Ontology annotation, biological process: regulation of cell adhesion; cell adhesion; regulation of embryonic development. NCBI's taxonomy places the organism in Eukaryota, Metazoa, Chordata, Lepidosauria, Squamata, Natricidae. The record is from RefSeq and is a predicted model, not a curated record.
UACCUGGGAAUCUGAACAUACUCAAAGUCUCUGCAAGGCAUCAAGUUGUGGAAAGAAUGGGUUGUCUGAAGAAAUUUUCUUGGUUUUUUUUAAUGCCAUUCGGCCCCCCUAAACCCACUAGGUCUCAAGCACCCUGUAACCGGAUCCGAUGGACAUUUAAUCAAAGGCAAAUUCCACGAAGUUCAGUUGAACUGAGAGAAACACGGACAGUACAGGAUCGCAGCCUUGGACGAAGCUUUAAUCCGAUUUGAGCUGCCGCCAGCAACGAGUGACGCGUUUCCUCAGUCCUCGCCUCACUUACGACGGACCGGUGCUCCCUGCUAACGAAGCAAGCGCCGGGAUCGCGUUAGAGCUGCAGGUGUUUUUCUCCGCCGAGAUCGUUCCGGGAAUCCCCGCGCCGCCCUCGCCUCCUUAGGACCCACGUAGUCCGAUCUCCUCUCCCUGGGCGGCGUUUUCCCUCGUGAUCCCGCGAAAGUGGCAGCCGAGCAGCAGGAGGUGUCUCUGCCUCCUCCGCCUCCUCCCCUUUGCUUUCUUUUCGGUACCCUCAGAGCUAAUCGGAGCACAAAGGGGCACAGGAGGGGCCGAGGCAGGCCGUCCCUCUCGGAUCGCUAAUCCCGCGGACGGCGUAAACAAAUCCAGCAAAGGGGGCGCGAAGAUGGCGAGGAGGACCCGGGUGGCGGCAGCUCUCUUGGCUUCGCGAACGGCGCCAGGCGCAGCGUUGGCAAGGGUCGUCUUGGCUCUCUGGUCCUGCUGCCACCCCGCGGGCUGCCUCUCGGCUUCUUCCCUGGACGCCGGGGAGAGGGCGCUUAGUCUCCACCCGCCUUACUUCAACCUGGCGGAGACAACCCGCAUUUGGGCAACUGCCACCUGCGGGCAGGACGAGAGCGGGAGGCCCCGCCUAGAGCUCUUCUGCAAACUGGUGGGGGGACCCGCUGCUUCCCCCGCCGGGCAAACCAUCCAGGGCCAGUUUUGUGACUAUUGCAAUGCUGCUGAUCCUAAUAAGGCUCAUCCAAUAGAUUAUGCUAUAGAUGGAACAGAACGUUGGUGGCAAAGUCCUUCUCUCUCCUUAGGUUUGAAGUAUGAUGAAGUGAAUGUUACUUUGGAUCUAGGACAGUUGUUCCAUGUGGCCUAUGUCCUCAUCAAAUUUGCAAAUUCUCCUCGUCCAGAUUUGUGGGUAUUAGAGAAAUCAAUAGACUUCGGAAGAACAUAUACACCAUGGCAAUAUUUUGCCUAUUCUAAAGCAGGCUGCUGGGAACGUUUCAGAAAGGAAGCUAACAGUCCUCUCAGGAAAGAUAAUGAUGUCAUUUGCACAACAGAAUAUUCUCGGAUAGUGCCUUUAGAAAAUGGAGAGAUUGUGAUAUCCUUGGUAAAUGGCCGUCCAGGAGCAAAUGAUUUCAGCCAUUCUUCCAUACUUAGAGAUUUUACUAAAGCCACAAAUAUUCGUUUACAUUUCCUCAGAACCAACACUCUUCUUGGACACUUGAUCUCUAAAGCUCAGCGGGAUCCAACUGUGACACGCAGAUACUACUACAGUAUAAAAGACAUCAGCAUUGGUGGACAAUGUGUUUGUCAUGGACAUGCUGAUGUAUGUGCUGCAAAAACUGACCCAGAUUCCUACAGGUACCAAUGUGAAUGUCAACACAAUACUUGUGGGGAAACCUGUAAUCGUUGCUGUCCAGGGUAUAAUCAGAAAAGUUGGCAACCUGCAACAGCCAGCAGCCCAAAUCUCUGUGAACCCUGCAACUGUCAUGGCCAUGCCUUUGACUGCUAUUAUGACCGUGAGGUUGAACGACGCAAAGAAAGCUUAAAUCUUAAUGGACAGUAUCAAGGGGGAGGAGUCUGCAUUGACUGUCAGCACAACACAGCUGGUAUAAAUUGUGAGAAAUGUUUAAAAGGAUACUAUCGGCCAUAUGGUGUUCCAGUCACAGCAGUGCAUGGAUGCAUAUCCUGCAGGUGUACCCCUGAACAUACCAAUGGCUGUGAAGAAGGAUCAGGUCGCUGUUAUUGUAAGCUGAACUAUCAGGGUAAAGCCUGUGAUCGGUGUGCUGAUGGAUACCAUAGUUUUCCCUCCUGUUACCGAAUUCCUAUCUCCCCAGCUACAACUCAGAACCCAGCAGUCACUUCACCUGGUCAUAUGGAUGGCAGUCGUUGCAGACCAGAAUAUUUUGGAACACAUUGUCAGCAGUCCAACUGUGCUGUAGUUGGAUUUGUGGACAACACAUGUGGCCCCCAGGGCAAUUGUCUUUUCCAUACAAAUUAUGUUGGGUCCAAAUACAGCCAGUUAUUUAUGGUUAUUAAGAUCCCUCAGAUGCUGAAUCUGACUUGUCAAUGUUCGGUUUAUGGCUCCUACCAAGACACAUGUCAACAGACCACAGGCCAAUGUGAUUGUCGACCUGGUUUCAUAGGCCAGCAGUGUGACAGAUGUAUCUCAACAAGUAGUACUUUUCCUCAUUGCCAAGGGAUCAUCGAUGAAUGUGAUCCUGCUGGAACCAGAGAUUCUUAUUCUGGCUAUUGCCAGUGCCUACAAAAUGUAGAAGGUCCAACCUGUAGCAUCUGUAAGCCACUUUACUGGAACCUGGCCAGGGCUAAUCCUUAUGGAUGUAUAGGCUGCCAGUGUGAUGUAGCUGGAGUACUAAGUGGUAUUAGAGAAUGUCAGCAGUUGGAUGGUGACUGUUACUGCAAACUUAAUGUUUGUGGAGGUCCUUGUGAUACUUGUGAAGCUGGUUAUUAUGGCCUGGAAACUAAAAAUUAUUUUGGAUGUCAAGGAUGCAAAUGUGAUGUGGGAGGCUCUGUAAGUCAUGUCUGCAAUGACCUGACAGGGGACUGCCAGUGCAGAAGGCACAUAAUUGGGAAAACUUGUAUGGAGGCUGAAAAGAAUUAUUACCUACCUGAUUUACAUCACAUGAAGUUUGAAAUUGAGGAUGGUACGUCUCCUAAUGGAAGAGAAGUCCGGUUUGGUUAUAAUCCUCAAGAAUUUCCUGGUUUCAGUUGGAGAGGUUAUGUGCCGAUGUCUUCAAUACAGAAUGAAGUCAGGAUAACUUUGAGUGUGAAGAAACCAAAACCCUAUUUAUUUCAUGUUAUCUUGAGGUAUAUAAAUCCUGGUACUGCAAUAGUAUCUGGCCACAUAACAGCUUAUCAGUCUCGGACCCUAAAAGGGACUCAUCAGAGCAAAGACAUGUUCUUCCCACUCAGUAGAGAGCCAACUUUUGUAACUGUUCCAGGGAAAGGUUUUGCAGAUUCAUUUUUAUUGGGACCUGGAACUUGGAUAUUUAAAAUCAGGGCAGAGGGCGUCCUUCUGGAUUACCUCGUCCUCUUACCUCGUGACUACUAUGAAGCAUCCAUCUUGCAAUUUCCUGUUGUACAGCCUUGCACAUAUUCAGGAUAUGUCACAACAGAUAAUUGUUUGCAGUAUGAAAACUUGCCAGUGAACAAAUAUCGCUGUGUUUUUGGUACAGAGGUAACAUUUUUCUUGCAUGGGGGAGAAUACCAAAAAACAACUUUCCAACAGCCAACAAUCAAACAUCCAGUGAUGUCUCAUAUUAGUGGUCAGGAGGUGAAUCUACAGAUCAAAUUGAAGGUUCCACAAGUUGGCCGCUAUGUAAUCAUCUUUGAGUAUGUCACGGAUCAUGAUCUAAUGUAUGUUGGUAAUAUAAAGACUGAGAGCAUUGGACAAGAGAUGGAGGCUAAAAUUAAUAUAUAUAGCUGCAAAUAUAGCUUCCAGUGUCGCAGUGUUGUGAUCGAUGAUAUGGCUCGUAUUGCAGUUUUUGACCUUUUGGCUGAUACAACAUUACAUCUCAGAUCAUCAGCUAUAGAUUUUCUACUGCAUAAAAUUUGCAUUAUUCCAAUUGAGGAUUUUUCUCUGGACUAUGUGGAACCUCAAGUUUAUUGCAUUGCAACAUAUAUCCAUGGUUCAAGUGCCUCCUGUGUACCAUCGCAAUAUGAAAAGCCUCUUGAAGCGGUAGUUUUGGAUGCUCACAGAAACAGCGAAGUUGUAGAAGGGGCAAGAUAUGUGGUCUCCUGGGAUUCAUUGAGUUCUCCUUUAUCAUCUCUUCACUCAGCUAAUGGUGUGACUCUGUCUUCCUCACAGAACCAAAUUACUCUGAAUGGAAGAGUCCCACAUAUAGGCCAAUAUGUGUUUAUCAUACAUUUUUAUCAGCCGGAAAAUCCAACAUUUCCAGUGCAAGUAUUAGUGGAUGGAGGACAACUUUGGUCAGGUUCUUACAAUGCUUCAUUUUGUCCACAUACUUCUGGAUGUCGAAGUCUGGUAAUGUCUGAAAAUCAUAUUGAAUUUGAUAUCCUUAAACAUGACGUCUCGGUCACCUUGACAAUUCCCAAUGAAAGAACAAUGGUAUUGGAGCAUAUCCUGGUUGUUCCAGCACAUAGCUACAGCUACACACUUCUUCAUAAAGACAGUGUGAUUCGUUCAACAGAUUUCAUCAGCCAGUGUGGUGGAAACAGUUUUCACAUUGUUCCUGGCAAUUCCUCAGAAUUUUGUCAAAAUUCAGCUCGAUCACUUGUGGCUGCUUUUAAUGACGGGGCAUUGCCAUGCAAUUGUCACAGAAAGGGUGCUACCAGCGCUACUUGCAACCCUGAUGGGGGACAGUGUAACUGCAGACCACACGUCAUUGGUCAAAAGUACCAGUGUCAGACAGGUUACUAUGGAUUUCCAUUCUGCAAACCUUGCAACUGUGGAAGUCGUCUUUGUGAUGAUAUCACUGGGAAAUGUAUUUGUCCCCCACAAACUGUUAAGCCUAGAUGUGAAGUGUGUGUGAGGUUGCACUUUGGAUACCAUCCACUUACUGGCUGUGAAAAGUGCAAUUGCUCAAGUAAAGGCGUUAUCAGUGCUAUGAAUUCUGAAUGUAAUAAAAUUGAUGGACAGUGCAGAUGUCGCUCAGGAAUAGCAGGGCGUCAGUGUGAUCGUUGUGCUCCUGGAUCUUAUGGUUUUCCCAACUGUAAACCUUGUAAAUGUAACAGAGGAGGAACAGAACCAGACAUCUGCAAUCCACAAACAGGAAUUUGUCUCUGUAAGGAGAAUGUUGAAGGGGCGCAAUGUGACAUGUGCCGUUCAGGAUCGUUUUAUCUGGACCCUGCUAAUCCCAAAGGUUGUACUACUUGCUUUUGCUUUGGAGCCACCAAUAUUUGCCACAGUACAAAUAGACGUAGAGUCAAGCUCACCGACAUGAGAAACUGGCAUCUGGAAGCAGUGGGUAUGAGUAUGAGUAUUCCUACAACUUUCAAUCCUAUUAGCAACAGUGUUGUUGCUGAUGUCCAAGAAUUACCUCCUCUUCUACAAUUAUAUUGGGUUGCACCAUCAUCUUACUUGGGGAAUAAGCUUUCUUCAUAUGGAGGAUAUUUAAGCUAUCAGUUAAACCUUGGUUUACCUAGUGAAGGCAUGGCUCUCUGAAAAAGACCAGAUGUACAACUAAUUGGACAGGAGAUGAAAAUAUCCUAUAUAGAUCCUAAUAAUCCUUUGCCAGACAAGCUGUAUUAUGGAUCAGUCCAAUUAGUUGAGGAGAACUUCAGGCACACCAGCAGCAAUAACUUAGUAUCUCGAGACGAACUGAUGAUGGUCCUGUCUAGACUAGAUGAAUUACAAAUCCGAGGUCUUUACUUCUCAGAAACUCAGCGGUUAACCUUGGGCGAUGUUGGUCUGGAAGAAGCCACCAAUACAGGAAAUGGUAAUAUCGCUUAUGCUGUAGAGGUGUGUUCCUGCCCUCCUGAAUAUAUGGAUGAUUCAUGUCAGGAAUGCAGUCCAGGAUUCUAUCGUGAGACAGUGGGUCCAUUUACAGGAAAGUGUGUUCCAUGUAAUUGUAAUGGAAAUUCAGAUAGAUGCCUGGAUGGUUCUGGAAUUUGUGUUAACUGUCAACAUAAUACUGCUGGAGAAAAGUGUGAACGUUGUAAAGAAGGAUACUUUCGAGAUGCCAGUCAAGGACUUUGUAAGGAAUGUCACUGCCCUUACACAAACAGUUUUGCUUCUGGCUGUCUGGAAGAUAAUGGAGAAAUCCAAUGUUUUUGCAAAGAGGGCUAUUCUGGAAAGCAUUGUGAAAGCUGUGCUCCUGGUUAUUUGGGAAAUCCACUGAAAUACAGAUACUCAAAAUGUAAUUGUCUGGAGAAUGGCCAGCUCACAAAAUGUGACCGCUUGACUGGGGAGUGCAUAAGCCAAGAACCAAAAGACAUAGAUCCAAAUGAAGAUUGUAAUUCUUGUGGCAGUUGUGUAAUCACGUUGCGAGAUUUGAGUACAAUGGGAAGUGAGCUUCGAGUGAUUGAAUUUCAAAUGCAAAGUAUCAACACUAGUGCAACUGCUGGCCAGAUGAAGCACCUGGAAGUCCGUAGCAAGCAACUGGAGAGUCUGUUGAAUCACUCUCAUUCUGUUAUUAAAACUCAGAGCUCAAAGGUAGAUGAACUGGAGACAGGUUUGUCUCACAUUACAAAUAUUAAUGCUCUGAAAGAAAAGGCUGAAGGUAAUUACAAGAAAGCACAGAAUCUUUUAAAUAACUUUAGUAAAACUAAUCAAAGAGGAAGAACUUUAAUUUCCAAGAUCCAAUCUAUUCUCAUCCAUAUUAAUGUUCUCUUGGGACAGAUAGAUGGCACUUCUACAGAAGGAUCCUCUUUUCCUACAGAAUACUCUGCAAAAGAGCUAGUGAAAGCUCAGCAAAUGAUCAAUGAAAUGAGAAACCGCAAUUUUGGCCAACAGCUAACAGAAGCAGAAAAGGAAAAAGGAAAAGCCCAACACUUGCUAGAUCGAAUAAGGAAUGAACUAGAAAAGCGUAACACAAACAACCAAGGGCUCAUUAAAAGUGUGAGAGAUUCACUAAAUGAAUAUCAAUCCAAGCUCAAUGAUCUUCGUGAAUCUUUGCGAGAGGCAAAGGAACAAACCAAGCUAGCUGAAAACUUAAAUGGAGAAAAUGAACGUCUUUUGGAAGAGAUUAAGAAACAGACAGAAGAGAUGACUACCCAACAGAGUGCUAUAAGGGAUUUUCUGAAUUCUGCUAAAGCAUCAGUGUCUCAAACAAACAAUAUAUUUGAAUUGUUCCAGAAGAGUAAAGAGGAAUAUGAAAGCCUAGCUGCCAAUUUGGAUGGAGCAAAGAAAGAUCUGGAUGAAAAACUGAAGAGCCAAUUCUUAUCUUCCAGUAAGGAACCUUUGGUAGUGAAAGCAGAAAUGCAUGCCAACUCUUUACAAGACCUGGCAAGAAAGUUGGAUGAACUCAAGAGGAAUGCCAGCAAGAAUGAGUUAGUGACCUGUACUGUGGGAGCUGCUAGUGCUUUUGAGAAUAUUUCUGAUAUUAUUCGAGCAGCAGAAGCAGCAGCCAACAAAGCAUCAAGUGCAGCAGAUUCAGCUUUAUCGACAGUGGAUGAAAAAGAUAUACCUGGAAUGGCUGAAAGACUUAAAACCAACAGUGGAAAAGUGUUAAACAAAGCACGAGAAACACAGAAGACAUUGCAAGAUCUCAGUCCAGCACUUGAUGAUAUGAAGAACAAGCUUCAGGAAGCCGAACGGAAAAAAACUGCAAUACGGGGAGAUCUUAGUGAGUUCCAAAAUAACCUCCAGGGAAUAGAGAGAGAUAAUACAGAGAGUUUAAUCACAACUGCAAAUACCAUGAUUAAGAAUGCCAACAAUAUUACUACAAAUGUACUCAGUGAACUGGAGCCAAUUAAAGCUGGAGUUGAGAACAUAAAAAACACUUAUGAAAAUGUACAGAUUACUGAUUUCAACAAGGCUUUGAGAGAAGCAAGCCAUUCAGUAAAUAAUUUAACAAGCAUGCUCCCAGAUCUGUUUAACAAGAUUACAAAUAUCAAUCAACAAGUCAUAUCAACAAGCAAUCUAACUGAGAAUAUAAAUCGCAUCAGGGAGCUCAUCCAGCAAGCCAGGGAUGCUGCAAAUAAGGUGGCCAUCCCUAUGAAAUUCAACGGCAAAUCGGGAGUUGAAGUUCGACUUCCUGAUAUCCUGGAUGAUCUGAAGGGUUAUACUUCCCUUUCUUUCCUUCUACAAAGGCCUAAUAAAAAGGAAGACAUGACACAAACACGCAACAUGUUUGUCAUGUAUCUGGGUAACAAAGAUAGUUCCAGCAACUAUAUUGGUAUGGCUAUUCGUGGUGGUCAUCUUAUUUGUGCCUAUAACUUAGGAGGCUCCAAAAAUGAAAUACGAGUGAAGGAAAAAUUGAAUGAGAAAACCACUAAGGAUAUAGCUUUGGAUCAGGUCACAUUUAAGAGAAUUUACCAGUAUGCAGAAUUAGCAUACAAGCAUGCUGCACCCUCAGAUUUGUCAGCCAAAGAUCUCAGUAGGAAUAGUAACACUCUUCUUAACUUGGAUCCUGACAAAGUGGUCUUCUAUGUGGGAGGAUAUCCACCAGAAUUUACGCCUCCGAGUCUACUGGACUAUCCACAUUAUGAAGGCUGCAUUGAAUUAGAUAGCUUAAAUGACAGAGUUUUCAGUCUGUACAAUUUCAAGAAGACUUUUAAUCUUAAUACUACUGCGGUGCAACCAUGCAGGAGAUACAGAGAACAAUCUGCUGAAUUUUACUUUGAAGGCAUCGGUUAUGCACAUAUCAAAGCUUCUCCAGGCAGAGGAGUCAUAAAAUAUGAACAAACCAUUCAAACUACUUCAGAUGUCGGGUUGGUGUUCUUUGCAGAAAACCAGGACAAGUUUAUUAGUUUGCGAAUUGAAAAUGGCCGCCCAAUAUUCACACACAAAGUUGAUUCACAACCUCCAAUUGAAAUAUCAAAUGGAAUCAUGAGCAAUGUAACAGAAAAACUGGUUAUUUUACACAUUUCCCCCAAAAAAUAUAUUUUUGGGGUUGACACACUUAGAUUAUUUGCCAACGUGACUACAUUUAAUUUUGAUUCAUAUUACUUGGGAGGAAUUCCAACCUAUCUAAGAGAACGGUUUAAUAUAUCCACACCACCAUUUCGUGGGUGCAUGAUGAAUAUUAAAACCUCAUUUGAACGUUCCAUAACCUUCUCUGAAAGUUUUGGUGUCAGCAGAAAAUGCCCGGAUGACUGGAAGCUGGUGAGAACCGCAAACUUUUUCAAGAAUGGAGUUCUUGACUUAAGUGAUAAAGAUUUUCCAUUCCCUGAUAAUUUCCAAGUUGGAUUUGGUUUUCACACAUUGGCAGUUAAUGGAAGGCUACUAAAUUAUAAUACACGGCUUGCCGAUUUUACCAUUUUCCUAAGAAAUGGCUAUGUAAUUGUAAGCCUGGCUGGUGAAGUAAUCGAAUCUAGCAAAAAAUGUGAAAUUGGUUCAAUGCAUUACAUAACAGUGAUAAAAGAAGAUGAUAUGCUGAAGUUAUUAGUUGACGAUAUAUCUAAGUCAGAAACAGUUGUAACUCCUGAAAGGAAAUCAAUGAAUCAACCAAUAAAACUGGGUGGGGACGACUUUGAAGGGUGUAUGUCCAAUGUCUUUAUAGAACGUUCACAGCUACCUGCUCAGGUUCAAAAUUUAACUGAUUCUGUUAGAAGAGAUGUGUCUCUAGGAUUCUGUAUGAUUCCAGAACGACAAAAGCCAAUGCUGUUGAAAGAAUUACCAGAUACACACCAUCGAAAGUUUUCAAAGAAGAGGAAAAAUAUUGCCCAUCUGACAGAUUCAAAUAGACAGCAGAACAAGAAUGGCUGUCCUUUGCAUGCUGAGUUAAAAUUUGUCUCUGAAGCCUACCACUUUGGCAAUAAUCUAGGAACUUAUUUGUUGUUUUCAAUAUCCCAAACAUCAACAGACAGAUCCCAUUUUGCUGUUGAUGUUCGUACAUCAUCGUCUAGGGGAAUGGUCUUCUUCAUGGGAGAUCAGAUGGGGAACAGAUAUGUUGCUCUUUACCUUUCAAAAGGACGGUAUGUCCUUGCAGUUGCCUAUGAUGGAAAAAAGAUAAAAAUCAAGAGCAAAGCUAAAUACAGUGAUGGACAGUGGCAUAUGGUGACAUUCAGCAUUAGUGAAAACAAAAUACGCCUAGUAAUCGAUGGUUUGAAGACUCACGAAGGAAACCUGCCAUCUUCUUAUUCUUAUUCCCAGAUAAAUGCAUCAAUAUAUCUAGGAGCUGUUCCAUCAUUAAACAUUAAGAAUAUUCCAGAGAAGAGUUUUGUGGGCUGCUUGAGAAACUUUCAAGUUGGGAGAAAACACAUGUAUACUUACCAGCAAAACAAUGGUGUCCUGCCUUGCUUGGACAAUAUUUUGGAGAAUGGUGUUUCAUUUUUCAACGAAGGAGGAUAUAUUGUGAUUGAAAACACCUUUUUAAUAAACAUAGACUAUAGGAUUGCAUUUAGCAUCCGUCCAAGAAGUUCCACUGGCAUUUUAAUCCAUGCUGGCAGCAGUCAAGAAAACUAUUUCACUCUUUACAUGGAAGGAGGCACGCUCACUGCCUCUGGAAAUUAUGGUGCUGGCGAAUUUUCUCUCUCUGUCACACCUCAGCAAUCUCUGUGCGAUGGACAGUGGCACUCUGUAGCAGUGGCUCAGAAGCAGAAUAUUAUCAACUUAUAUGUAGACACAAAUAGAAAUUAUACUGCUGCACUAUCACCUAAGCUUUCUACCAGUCAUACUCAACCACUCUAUUUUGGAAGAAUUCCAGUUAAUUUGGAAACACCAUGGCUUUCAAUUCAGGAUGUGUUCCAUGGCUGUUUAAAGAAUAUGAAAAUUAAUUACAAAUCUAUCUUACUGAACAAAAUGUCAAACAUUAAUGGUGUUGUCAGCCUGGAAGGAUGUCCUGUCUAUUAACUGUUCCAUAUAUAUCUUCUGAGUAUAAAACCAUCUAAUGUGCUGUAUGGAUAGCCACAAUAUGGUUUGAUCUCUUUCUAUGGUCUUUUGCCCUUCUUUCCAUCACAGUUCAGUAUGUUCAGUAUAAUUGUGGUCUGUGUUGCCUUUCUUUGAGGUUUCUUGAAGCUUUUGUUGUCCUGUGUGCAAACUGUCUAUGAUAAAGCCACUUGAAAUAUAAAAUGACCUUCUAAUGUAAUAUGGUGGUAUUUUGCUUUCAACAACAGCUGAGUAUACUUAGAGCAAUUGCAUUGACAAAAAUCUGGACUCCUAAGGCUCCUGAAAUGAAAAGAACUCCCAAAAUAAGAAUUAGAAGGUCCUUGGACACAAAUAGAACCGGACUUCACAGAUAAAAUGUGGAAAAAUAAAAUACAUUGUUGAAUUGCUGAAUUAUUUUUUUGUAUGCUGAAAUGUGCAUUUAAUAAUUGAUAAAAAAUAAUAUAAAUUGAGUAUGAAGCACUUUAAAAAAUUUGGCAUACUGGAGGUGAUAGUCUUAAGAGUUUUAUUACCAAAUAAAUGCAAUUUUCAUUUUGGAAAAUAUCAGUAUGCUUAUUGCACUUACAUGCUUCCAUUGACUUUAAUCAAAAAGUUUGACUGAAUAAAGACAAUGAGUGUAUAGAGUAAAUUUUGGCAAUAACAGAACAUGCUUGUGUUAAGAAAAUGAAGGUGGUUUAAUUCUUUGGGAAGCUCAAUCUGAAGUUGGAAGAUCUGUGAUAUAAUUUUAUGAUUUGGCUGAAUGAUUUAUAAAUACCCUAAAUUAUGAUUGUAUGCAGGUUUCUUGCAAAUUUUCUUUAACUUAUACAUUACACUGACCACUUAAGAAAUUAAGAAAUACUAGUUAGGAAUAACCAAAUGAAACAUGCCAUCACCAUACAGCCAAUUCUAUUUUUAAAAUUGUUUAUAACUGUGUAAUCCUGUGGUGCUUCCAUUCUUGAAAGCCCGUUUAUGCCAUUGCUUCAUCAGCAAAGUAUAUUUGGCAUCCUAAUUCUAAAUAAACGUUGAAAAGCAGACCUGUUAUGCCACAUUUGUUGCAAUUCUUGCAGGAAAACUCAAUUUUAAAAAUGAAGCUCAUUUGGAAUGUUACUUUGCAUGUCUCCAGUCCUAAAUUAGAAUAAUUCUAAAAUGGGUGUGAUGUCACACCAUUGAAUAAUAAACAAAAGAUCAUACGUUGCACCUACUGCAACUUUCAGACAAAUGCAAAGACGGAUCCACAUUAAAAUAGUCUAAAGAUAGGUUAAUAUAGCCCGAAGCAUUCAGAUGGAUUGUUGCAAUAUAGGAAAGGGCAUGAAAAGUGACAAAAAGCACUCCUAAGCAUUAUCCUUCUCAUCUUUUUUACUACCUUCUCUUAUUAGUAUCUUAUAUUACUUUGUUGUUUAUAUAUAUAUAUGAGAGCUUAUGCA